Molecule: messenger RNA, 966 nt
Organism: Arxiozyma heterogenica
Lineage: Eukaryota; Fungi; Ascomycota; Saccharomycetes; Saccharomycetales; Saccharomycetaceae
Gene: CBP3
Product: Cbp3p
Exons: 1
Coding region: 1-966 (321 amino acids)
Biological process (GO): mitochondrial respiratory chain complex III assembly
Cellular component (GO): mitochondrion
Source: RefSeq, a predicted model, not a curated record
AUGUUAAAGUCAGUUUUAGAUGUUGGUUCUUGUUUUUACAAACUAGAUUCGCAUUCUACCCUACUAUUUAAAAGUUUAAAAAUUGUUAAUCAAUGUAACCAGAUCAGACUAUUGAGUAGUAAUAUUAUCAACUAUCAAUUGCAAGCAAAGGAAAAAACUCAAUCAAAGAGAAAAAUAGAGCCAUUAGUACGUUCUAAAUAUGAAUCCAAGGAUUAUAAAUUGCCUAAGUGGAAGGAGUCAUUAGGUGAAUUUGUUAUUAGUACAUUUCGUUUAGAUAUGGAUAAAGUUAGGGCAGGUCCUGUAGCUGGUUCCUAUUAUUAUAGUAUUUGUAGAAAACAAGGGCUCCAAGUGGAAGGUGAAGAAUUGUCUCCAUCAGCAAAGUAUUUCUAUGAAACUCUAAGAUUGCCAAGGACUUUUUCACAAUGGUUCCAAAUCACUGUUUUACAUGAAUGGAUGUUGUUCACUAGAAUGAGAGCUAUGCCAUUUAAAUAUGGUAGGAAUUAUCAACAAAAAUUGGUUGAUAGAACAUUUUCGGAUAUUGAAAUAAGGCUGUUUGAGGAGAUGAAUAUUCAUUCAGGGAGGAUUGUCGAUCAAUACUUGAAAGAUUUUGACACUCAAUUAAAGGGGGCUGUACUGGCAUAUGAUGAAGGGUUUUAUUCAGAUGAUAGUACUUUGGCAACAGCUGUUUGGAGAAACUUGUUCGCUGGUAGAAAAAAUAUCGAUAUUAGUCUUUUGGAAGAUGUUGUCAAAUAUAUUAGAUCUCAACUUUAUAUUCUAAGUAGAAUGUCAGACAGAGAGUUUGCAUUAGGUAAAUUUAACUUUGUUUUGCCAACAGAAACGGUUAAAAGAUUGACUCCAGAUGAAGAACUACAGAUGAAGAAGAGUGUUAUUGAGAAAUAUAAAAAGCUUGAAAAGAGUGGGUUGAUGUUACCCAGCGAAAAAAGUAAUCUUUCAUAUACCAAUUAA